GAUUCUAUGGCGGAACUCUGUCUUUGUGUUUGCGUAUGAGUGAGGAUCAUGAACAGCACCUUGGGUUAUUGCUUACAUCAGCGAGCUCUAUGCCCUCCACCAACUAUAGAGAAUCAAAGUAGAACACAUCCAGGCUUUUUAGGAAGUGUGUUGCCUGGAGUUCCCUCAGGAUCUAAGGCAGUGAAAAAGAAAUGCAAGCCCAUUCUUUCUAACAGAUUCUUCGGAGGCAACUUGAGCACAACAAAAGCAAGAUCAUUGAAGGGAAAUCACAGGGCUGGUUAUAUGGUUACUCACGCUGUGUUGACGACCAAUCCUUCAGCUGAGGUUACAGACAAGUUCAAUCUUGAUGCAAAUUCUGAACUACAGGUUUCUGUUCAAGCCCCUGCUCCUGGCUCUACAACGAAAAUCAGUUUUCGAAUAACCAACAGUCAUGAUGACUUAGUUCUUCACUGGGGUGGAAUUCGUGAGAAGAAUAAAGACUGGGCUCUUCCUUUCCGGCGUCCAGAUGGAACAAAAUUAUAUAAAAACAAGGCUCUUAGAACGUCCUUCAUAAAAUCUGGUCCAUACUCCUCGCUGAACAUAGAAAUCGAUGAUCCAGAAAUACAAGCCAUUGAGUUUCUUAUAUUUGAUGAAGCACAAAAUAGGUGGUUCAAGAAUAAUGGCGAAAACUUCCAGGUUAAGUUGCCAGGAUCGCGCCAUCAAAUCUCUAAUCUGUCAGCUGUGGAGAACAAAAGAGUUUCGCUUCCUGAAGAUCUUGUGCAGAUUAAUGCAUAUCUUAGGUGGGAAAGGAAGGGCAAACAAUCGUAUACACCAGAUCAAGAAGCGGAAGAGUAUGAAGUGGCAAGGACCGAAUUGCUAGAGGAAAUCAGUAGGGGCACUUCUAUAGAAGAACUCAGAAUGAAAUUAACAAGAGCUUCUAGCAAUGCCAAGAAGGAUGUUACCGGGAACACAACAACUGUAACAAGUGAAGUUCCUGAUGAUCUUGUACAAGUACAGGCAUAUGUUCGUUGGGAGAGAGCUGGAAAACCAAACUAUUCUCCUGAGAAACAGAUGAUGGAGUUUGAGGAAGCAAGAAAAGAACUAGAGCAAGAGCUGGGUAAAGGAGUGUCACCCACUGAGUUACGAAAAAAAAUGAUGAAAGGAGACGUACGCACCAAAGUCUCAGCACAGUUGAAGACUAAAAAGUACUUCACCAUUGAAAGAAUUGAGCGGGAAAAAAGGGACAUUAUGCAGCUUCUAAAUAAAUAUACUUUUGAAAGCCCACAAGAGAACAUGCCAUCCAUGCCAAAAACCCCAACAGCAAUGGAAGCGUUCUCAAAGUUUUUAGAGGAGCAGGAUGGAGGCCCGGUACUGAACAAGAAACUUUUUAAGCUUGGUGAAAAGGAACUUCUGGUAAUUGUCACAAAUCCUCUUGGUAAGACGAAGGUUUAUCUGGCAACAGAUCUGAAAGGACCUCUUAUUCUACACUGGGCAUUAUCUAGGACGCCUGGAGAGUGGAUGAUACCCCCUUCAAGCACUUUACCUCCAAAUUCAAUUUUACUAGACCAGUCAUGUGAGACCCCUUUUAUAGAGGCUUCCUUGCAAGAUAUAGCCUACCGGGCUGUUGUAAUCGAAAUUGAUGGGGGGAACUAUGAUGGAAUACCGUUUGUCCUACGUUCUGAUGAAAACUGGAUUAAAAAUGGUGGAUCCGAUUUCUAUGUGGAAAUUCGCAAAGAAACUACAAAGAUAAGCAAGGAUGCUGGCGAUGGAAAAGGUACUGCAAAAGCCUUGCUGGACAAGAUAGCUUAUCUUGAGAGUGAGGCCCAGAAAUCUCUAAUGCACAGAUUUAACAUUGCAGCAGAUUUGAUGGAGCAAUUCGGAGCUUCUGGGAAAUUAGGUCUUUCUGGAAUCCUUGUAUGGAUGAGAUUCAUGGCCACAAGACAACUUGUAUGGAACAAGAACUACAAUGUGAAGCCACGUGAGAUUAGCAAAGCCCAGGACAGACUUACAAAUUUACUUCAAGAUAUGUACAAAAAUAACCCCCAAAAUCGGGAAAUCAUAAGGAUGAUUAUGUCCACUGUUGGCCGUGGAGGUGAAGGAGAUGUGGGACAGCGUAUCCGUGAUGAGAUCUUGGUGAUUCAGAGAAACAAUGAUUGCAAGGGUGGGAUGAUGGAGGAAUGGCACCAGAAGCUACACAAUAACACCAGUCCUGAUGAUGUAGUAAUUUGUCAGGCACUUAUAGAUUAUGUUAGUAGUGACUUUGAUGUCAAUGUUUACUGGGACACCUUGAACAAAAAUGGUGUAACAAAGGAACGCUUAUUAAGCUAUGACCGAGCCAUUCACUCAGAACCACAUUUUAGGAGUGACCAGAAGGAUGGCCUUUUGCGUGAUUUGGGAAACUACUUGAGGACUCUGAAGGCUGUUCACUCAGGUGCUGAUCUUGAGUCUGCAAUUGCAACUUGCAUGGGAUAUAAAGCUGAGGGUGAAGGGUUCAUGGUCGGGGUUCAGAUAAAUCCUAUAAGGGGCUUGCCAUCUGGAUUUCCUGAUCUGUUAAGAUUUAUUCUGGAACAUAUUGAAGACAAGAUGGUGGAGCCUCUGCUUGAGGGUUUGUUGGAGGCACGGGUUGAACUUCGACCUCUGUUGCUCAACUCCCAUGAGCGUCUUAAGGAUCUUAUUUUUUUGGAUAUUGCCCUUGAUUCUACAGUGAGGACCGCUAUUGAGCGGGGAUAUGAAGAGCUGAACAAUGCUAAACCAGAGAAAAUUAUAUAUUUCAUCAGUCUAUCUCUUGAAAAUCUUGCUCUAUCGACCGAUGAUAAUGAAGAUCUAUUAUACUGCAUUAAGGGAUGGAAUCAUGCCUUGGAGAUGUGCAGCCAACGAGAUAACCAGUGGGCAUUAUAUGCAAAAUCAUUUCUUGAUAGAACUCGUCUAGCCUUAUCAAGCAAUGCAGAACUAUACCACCAAGUGCUGCAACCUUCAGCUGAAUACCUUGGAAUGUUGCUUGGAGUUGAUCAAUGGGCAGUGAAUAUAUUUACUGAAGAAAUUAUUCGUGGUGGCUCAGCUGCAUCUUUAUCAGCACUCCUUAAUCGACUUGACCCCGUUUUGCGUAAGGAGGCAAAUCUAGGAAGUUGGCAGGUUAUAAGUCCUGUUGAAGUUGCUGGAUAUGUCGUUGUUGUAGAUGAGUUGCUUACUGUUCAGAAUAAAUCUUAUGAGCGACCAACCAAUUUAGUGGCUAAAAGCGUCAAAGGAGAGGAAGAAAUACCCGAUGGAGCAUUUGCUGUUCUGACCAGUGAGUUGGUACAUCUGCUGCACUCUUGCAAGCUAUUUCUCUUAAGACCCACUUCUGCAGAUAUUGUAUAUAGUGAGAUAAAAGAGAGUGACCUUUCCAAUGCAAGUUCAGCAAAUUUGGAUGAUGUUCAACCUUCACCUUCCCUGACUCUAGCUAGGAAGCAAUUCAGUGGCAAAUAUGCCAUAUCAUCAGAGGAAUUCACAAACAAAAUGGUUGGGGCUAAGUCACGUAAUAUCUCCUAUCUGAAAGGAAAAGUACCUUCCUGGGUUGGAAUCCCGACAUCAGUAGCACUGCCAUUUGGUGUUUUUGAGAAGGUUUUAUCAGAUGAGACAAAUCAGGCAGUAGCUGGAGAGCUUGAGAUGCUAAAGAAAAAGUUAGAAGGAGGAGAGUUUAAUGCCUUAGGUGAAAUUCGGAGAACUGUUUUACAGCUAGCUGCUCCAAUGCAAUUGGUGCAAGAGCUACAGGAGAAAAUGAGGGGUGCUGGAAUUCCUUGGCCUGGUGAUGAAGGUGAGCAACGUUGGGAACAAGCAUGGAUGGCAAUAAAAAAGGUAUGGGCUUCCAAGUGGAACGAAAGAGCAUACUUCAGUACACGGAAAGUGAAGCUUGAUCAUGACAAUCUCUGCAUGGCUGUCCUUGUUCAAGAAAUCAUAAGUGCUGACUAUGCCUUCGUCAUCCACACUACCAAUCCAUCAACUGGGGACUCAUCGCAGAUUUAUGCCGAGGUGGUGAAAGGACUUGGCGAAACUCUAGUUGGCGCAUAUCCAGGGCGAGCACUAAGUUUUAUUUGUCAGAAAAAUGAUCUCAACUCUCCAAAGGUAAGUUUGGGGAAAAAUCAUGGUGACAGAACUCUUCAUAUUGGGAGGAAGGAGGAGGCUAGACGUGUCCACUACAAAUCCUAAAUUAGUGCAAACAAU
Asparagus officinalis (garden asparagus) is the source of this 4179-nucleotide messenger RNA. Its product is annotated as alpha-glucan water dikinase, chloroplastic-like. Lineage: Eukaryota; Viridiplantae; Streptophyta; Magnoliopsida; Asparagales; Asparagaceae. The record is from RefSeq and is a predicted model, not a curated record. Gene Ontology annotation, biological process: phosphorylation. The transcript has 30 exons. The coding region runs from base 49 to 4164 and encodes 1371 amino acids. Gene Ontology annotation, molecular function: ATP binding; kinase activity.